GUCCUGUCCUGCUGCAAGAGGAAACACCGAGAAAUCUGGACCGGUGCCACAGACACAGACCCGUAUGAGGGACGUAAAAGUCACUACUGUUCCCCUGCUCGUAAACUUGACUGUUUGAAGGAUAUUAGUCUUGUGUGGCUGUGCUGACCACAGGUAAGCCAUGGAGGAUGGGAAGCCAGUGUGGGCACCCCACCCCACUGAUGGGUUCCAGCUGGGAAUGAUCGUUGACAUAGGAGCUGACACCCUCAGUAUAGAACCACUGAACCAGAAGGGAAAGACUUUUCUUGCUCCGGUGAACCAAGUCUUCCCAGCAGAGGAUGAUGUCAACAAACAUGUUGAUGACAACUGUUCACUUAUGUACUUGAAUGAAGCCACUCUUCUCAACAAUGUCAGAGUGCGGUACAACAAAGACAACAUUUAUACUUAUGUGGCAAAUAUUCUGAUAGCUGUUAAUCCCUACUAUGACAUACCAAAACUGUAUGGCCCUGAAACCAUCAAGUCGUACCAAGGGAAGUCACUUGGCACUCUGCCACCUCAUGUCUAUGCUAUAGCUGAUAAAGCCUACAGGGACAUGAAGGUUUUAAAGAUGAGUCAGUCCAUCAUAGUUUCUGGUGAAUCUGGUGCUGGGAAGACCGAAAACACAAAGUUUGUUCUCAGAUAUCUGACAACAACAUAUGGAAGUGGUCAAGAUAUUGAUGAGAGAAUUGUAGAAGCAAAUCCUCUUCUCGAGGCCUUUGGAAAUGCAAAAACUGUCCGAAAUAAUAACAGCAGUCGCUUUGGGAAGUUUGUAGAAAUCCAUUUCAAUGACAAAAACGCAGUUGUCGGUGGAUUUGUUUCUCAUUACUUGUUGGAGAAAUCAAGGAUUUGUAUGCAAAGUAACGAUGAGAGGAACUACCACAUUUUCUACAGACUGUGUGCGGGUGCAUCCGAGGACCUGAAGAAGAAAUUACACCUGGACUCUCCAGACAGUUUCAGGUACUUGAACCGAGGGUGUACCAGAUACUUUGCUGGUAAAGACUCUGAUAAACAAAUAAUGCAAAGCCGCAAGAGUCCUGAGCAUCUGAAGCUGGGUGCUCUAAAGGACCCUCUUCUUGAUGACCAGGGAGACUUUAACAGGAUGUGCACAGCCAUGAAGAAGAUUGGGCUGAAUGACACAGAGAAGCUGGAUCUUUUCAGGGUUGUCGCUGGUGUUCUGCAUCUGGGCAACAUUGAUUUUGAAGAAACAGGAAGUUCUUCAGGUGGUUGUAUCCUAAAGAAUCAGUCCGAACAGACUCUUCAUUACUGUGCUGAUUUGUUGGGCCUGGACCAGGAUGACCUGCGUGUCAGCCUCACAACACGAGUCAUGCUCACUACAGCAGGGGGAGCCAAAGGCACAGUUAUCAAGGUGCCUCUAAAGGUGGAACAAGCUAACAAUGCUCGCGAUGCCCUGGCCAAGGCAGUGUACAGCCGUCUCUUUGAUCACGUGGUCAAACGAGUAAACCAAUGUUUCCCUUUCCAGACUUCCUCCCAUUUCAUUGGCGUGUUGGACAUUGCUGGGUUUGAGUAUUUUGAGCAUAACAGCUUUGAGCAGUUCUGCAUUAAUUACUGCAAUGAGAAACUGCAGCAGUUCUUCAACGAGCGUAUUCUUAAGGAGGAGCAAGAACUCUAUCAAAAGGAAGGGCUGGGGGUGAAUGAGGUGCAUUAUGUGGACAACCAGGACUGCAUAGAUCUUGUGGAAGCAAAGUUGGUGGGAAUUCUGGACAUUUUGGAUGAAGAGAAUCGUCUUCCUCAGCCUAGUGACCAGCAUUUCGCUCUGGCUGUUCACACCAAACAUAAAGACCACUUUAGACUGACGGUUCCCAGGAAGUCAAAGUUGGCCGUUCACAGAAAUAUCCGAGAUGAUGAAGGCUUUAUGAUCAGACACUUUGCAGGAGCAGUAUGUUAUGAAACGACACGGUUCGUGGAGAAGAAUAAUGAUGCCCUACACAUGUCCUUGGAGAGUUUAGUGUGUGAAUCAAAAGACAAAUUUGUUCGAGAGCUAUUUGAGAACUCCAGCACCUCCAAGGACUCCAAACAGAAGGCAGGCAAACUCAGCUUCAUCAGCGUUGGAAACAAAUUCAAGACUCAACUGAACCUUCUGCUCGAGAAGCUUCGCAGCACUGGCUCAAGUUUUAUCCGCUGUGUAAAACCCAACCUGAAGAUGGUCAGUCACCAGUUUGAAGGAGCUCUGAUUCUCUCACAGCUGCAGUGCUCAGGAAUGGUAUCUGUGUUGGACCUGAUGCAAGGGGGGUUCCCCUCCAGGGCUCCCUUCCAUGAGCUCUACAACAUGUAUAAGGCUUACAUGCCAGAUAAACUUACACGGCUGAAUCCACGACUCUUCUGCAAGGCUUUGUUUAAGGCGCUGGGUCUAAAUGAUAAUGACUUUAAGUUUGGACUGACAAGAGUGUUCUUUCGUCCAGGAAAGUUCGCUGAGUUCGACCAGAUCAUGAAGUCUGAUCCAGAACACCUCGCUGAGCUGCUGAAGAAAGUCAACAAGUGGUUGCUGUGCAGUCGCUGGAAGAAGGUCCAGUGGUGCUCCCUUUCAGUCAUCAAACUGAGGAAUAAAAUGGGGUACAGAGCUCAGGCCUGCAUUAAGAUUCAAAAGACUGUCCGCAUGUGGCUGUGUAAGAAGAAACACAAGCCAAGAAUUGAUGGUAUGGUGAAAGUCCGAAACUUGAAGAAACACAUGGAACGUUUCAAUGAGGUGGUCAACGAGCUGAAUGAAGGCAAACACGAGAUGGCCAAACAAGUUCAGGAGCUGGCUGCCGCCAUAGAUGCUCUCUUGGCAAAAAUAAAGGCCACAGUCAUGACCUGGAAGGAGAUUGACACAGAGUACCAGGGACUGGUGAAACGCUCAGAGCAGCUGCUCUCCUCCAUGCAAAAGAAGAAGCAGCAGGAGGAAGAGAGCGAGAGGCUGAAACGCAUCGAGGAGGAGAUGGAGAAGGAGAGGCAGAGAAGGGAGAAGGAGGAGCAACGACGUAAACAAGAGGAAGAGGACAGAAGACUCAAAGCAGAAAUGGAGCUGAAAAGAAAGCAAGAGGAAGAGGACAGAAAAAAGAGAAAGGAGGAAGAAAAGGUUAUUCAGGCAGAGCUGGAAAUCCAGCUGGCUCUGGAGCGGGAGGAGCAGGCCCAGCAUGCUGCUGUACUGGAGCAGGAAAGAAGAGACAGGGAGUUAGCCAUGAGAAUUGCUCAGAGUGAAGCAGAGCUCAUCACUGAGGACAGCCAGGCGGAUGCUAGCCUGCGCAGUGAUGACUCUUUUUCAGAUCUUCCUAUCUCUUCAUCCUCAGCCAGAGCCAUGGGUCCUCAGGUGCAGGCGACCAAAGCUGCUGCUGGUGUGAAAAAGUAUGAUCUCAGCAAGUGGAAGUAUGCUGAGCUGCGAGAUGUCAUCAACACUUCCUGUGACAUCGAGCUGUUGGCAGCUUGCAGAGAGGAGUUCCACCGUCGUCUGAAGGUCUAUCACACAUGGAAGUCCAAGAACAAAAAACGCAAUGAUGACGGAAGUGAUCAGAGGGCUCCUAAAUCCAUCACUGACUAUGCCGAACAGAACCCAGCUCCUCCAACAACAGCCCAGCAUCAAGAAGUGGCCAUGAACCGCCAACAGCGUUAUUUUCGCAUUCCUUUCAUCCGGCCCGCCGACCAGUACAAGGACCCACAAAAUAAAAAGAAGGGCUGGUGGUACGCUCACUUUGAUGGGCCAUGGAUCGCCAGACAGAUGGAGCUUCAUCCAGACAAACAGCCUAUUGUGUUGGUCGCAGGCAAAGAUGAUAUGGAGAUGUGUGAGCUGAGUCUGGAGGAAACGGGUCUCACCAGGAAGAGAGGGGCGGAGAUCCUUCCCAGGCAGUUUGAGGAAAUCUGGGAACGCUGUGAUGGAAUUCAGUACCUGAAGAAAGCCAUAGAGAAUAAACAGGCCCGCCCAACAUACGCUACAGCAAUGCUGCAGAGUCUCCUCAAGUGAAUCAGAGUGUAUAGCUCACCAUGAAACACAACACUAAAAACACAAACCUGCACAUUUCAGAGCAGCACAGAGUGGCUGUGGUGUGUGGGAUGCUAGAAAGUAACCGUAGGCAAAUAUGCUAUCUACACUACGUUCCAGAUGACGGUGUACUAAACACUGAAACAUGUUCUUUAUAUUAACUUUUUUUGUUUCUUUGUUUUGUCUUUUUUAUAUAAUAUCUUUACAUUUUGCAGUGGAACACUUUGACGUUGUAUUGUUAGCAUUUCUGUUUAGUCUUUUUUCUUAAUCUAUGCAUGAAUUUAAAUUCCACUGUGAGGCCUUAAAUUGCAAUAUUGCACCCUCGUUGCACCAUGGAAGUCUUAACUGGUUUAGUCUGUUUAACUGUACACCUCAAACCUUAUGCAAGGACACUGGAGUAGAUAUUUUUUCCAAUAUUUGAGAUAACAACUAAAUCUGAUGUUAUUAGGAAGAAUCAAAUUUCUACACGUAGUCAGAUCACAAUCAUGCUCAUAACCAGGUCAAACUACAGACAAUUCAUUACUAUAUUACAGUGUAGUGGUUGUAAAGUCACAAAGGUCUUUCAAACCACUCUUUAUUUUAUUCUUUGUAUACAUAUGUCCACUACGAAUUAUUGUAAAGGGAUGCGCUUUUUUUUGUAUUGUUGCUUAUUUGUUACAUGAGAAGGAAAGAUUUUCAUGUUUGCAGUUUUAUGGUUUUGGGAUUGUCUUUCAGAGAGUUAUAUAAUGUGUGCGCAUGUGUGUUAUGUGCAUUUAUGUAAAAUGUAAUUACCAGUAAGCUGAUUACUUGACUCUGACUGUUAGGCCAGGAACAGUUGUCAUCUCAUUUUACAGCUGAACUUUUGUUUAGAUCCAAACAUCCAAAUGAGUUAAACAAUAAUAAAGUUGACUAAACUGUAACUACUGAGAUAAUUAUUGUAUUUGAUCUUCUACUGUAAGACCCCCCUUUAAUCUGGAAUACUGUAGAAAAUAAACAUAUUCCUGUUAUGUUUUUCUUUUUGUUUUGUUCUUUUGGAUGAGAUGUUAAAUAAUGAGUGGGAAUAAGAGUCAUGGUGUCUAUUUGACAAAUGGCAACAGGUACUAAAAAGAUUAGUUUGAGGAUUAAUAAUUGAGUAAAAGCUAAGUGGUUUAAUCUCUGAUCGCAAGGCUUUGAUGACAUUUAUAUGAUCAACAUUUAAAGAAUAAAUUUCUAUUGAAUAAUUUCAUUAUAUAGUUAUUUUUUGUUCUGGAUAAUAUUCAAUUAAUUCCAAAAAAAGGGAUAAAUACUAAUAACACUAAUGUAAUGUAGAAAUUCAUGACUUGAUUUCUUUUUACUGCUUAUUGAUUUAAUGAUAUGUCUUUUGUUCUGUUUUAGUGAAAUUACCUUAAACUUGUAACACUAAAAGACACUAAAACAAUGCAUUUUAUUCCCACUAUCUUACAAAGUUAAAACAUCUGGUUUUCAUACCAGUCACUUAUAGUUAAGUUAGACAGAUGACACAAAACUUAAUGAAUCAUAUAAUUCCAAAGCAAAAUUAUUCUAUCUGCAAGUGGGAAAGAAAUUAACCCUUGCUUUCAAUGUUUAGUGUUACUUUGUUUUGCAGCAGUAAGUGUAACAAAAAAUUUUGUUAAUUUUGAUUAGUCCCGUUUAUUGGCUGAAAAGACUUGCAAACCAGUCAUUUGUUCCUUUAAUAAUGGUGAAUCAUCUUAGUCCAGACGGAGACCAGUUUAAACCAUGAUACAACCACCACCAUGUCUCACUGCUCAAAAGAAGCAUUUUCAUUUCUCACAACAAAACAUUUCACAUUUGAAUCAGAGUUACAUUUGUGUCUUUUUAUAGGUGCUCCCAAUGAUUGUCAGCUUUGUUUUUCUUGAAGAUGUUGCAGGUGUUUUGGUUUUUUUUUUUUUUUCUUACAGGUAUGGCAGCUGGUUGUCUGAUUUUUCCUGUUUAGAUUAAACAGCUUAUGCUGUUGCUUUCUA
Messenger RNA from Melanotaenia boesemani (Boeseman's rainbowfish), 5949 nucleotides. RefSeq names its product myosin VIb (gene myo6b). Bases 161 to 3973 code for a protein of 1270 amino acids. Gene Ontology annotation, molecular function: actin filament binding; ATP binding; microfilament motor activity. The record is from RefSeq and is a predicted model, not a curated record. Gene Ontology annotation, cellular component: cytoplasm; ruffle; endocytic vesicle. Gene Ontology annotation, biological process: actin filament organization; inner ear morphogenesis; vesicle transport along actin filament. The transcript has 33 exons. Lineage: Eukaryota; Metazoa; Chordata; Actinopteri; Atheriniformes; Melanotaeniidae.